AAGACAGUGCACGUGAUGUGAGGCUGUGACUUGUGAGCUCGAAUAUGUGAGCCGUUUGUCGGCAUGUACUGUGGACACAAAGGAAAAAAAGUAUGUGCAAAAGAAAUACAGUAGGGAAAAUUAUUGGCAUCUUGUGGUGCCAAAUCGGAGGUCAUUGUUACGGAGACGUGAUUCUCUUUGUUGCACCACUUUCAUAACUGUGAAAUCAGAACAAAACUAAAUAAAAAAAUCCUGCCAGCAGUGUUGUAGGCCCUUGUACCCUUUGUUGAGCCUUUGAAGGCCAUCCAUUGUCGGCUAUAUAUAAGCGAUCUUGUUCAUCGUCCUGACUGAAAAACUUCUCACACUCAGAAUUUGCUAGUUCUUCUGACCACUAGUGCCAUGGCAACUGGAUCCACCAUCAUAGGAAAAGGUCGUUUCGUCGUUCGCAGUUACGGAACUGCUAACACCAAUACAGAUAAAACCGACAACGAUCCAGGAGACGGCCAUGAGGAGCAGCCCUUUGUCACUGACAAGAAGGAGAAUGACCUGAGCGGCUACGAGCGCAAUCUCUACCUCUACCAUGAGGAGACCGAAGAAGGCCGUCCCAGGGUGGCGACGCUGGUUAGCUCGCUGGCCAACUACAGCGCCACGGUCCAAGCCCCAACGGAUCCGGACUCGACUGAUAAGCCAAAGAGCUCUCCCAAACUGGGCACGCUGGCCGGCGUCUACUUCCCUUGCAUGCAGAACAUCUUCGGCGUCAUCCUCUUCAUCCGAAUGACGUGGAUUAUCGGAACAGCCGGCGUCAUCCAGGGAUUUUGCAUCAUCACCAUGUGUUGCACCUGCACUAUGUUGACGGCCAUUAGUAUGAGUGCUAUUGCAACGAACGGGGUCGUGCCGGCGGGAGGUCCCUACUUUAUGAUCUCCCGCAAUUUGGGUCCCGAGUUCGGCGGCGCUAUAGGCCUCCUCUUCUUCAUCGGAACGACAUUCGCUGCCUCCAUGUACAUCGUUGGUGGCAUUGAAAUUCUGGUGAAUUACAUCGCGCCUCAAAUCGCCCUGUUUGGUGAUCCGGCCAAAGAUCCGGAGGUCUUGUACAACAAUUUACGGUUGUACGGGACGGCCCUGUUGUUCAUCAUGGGUGUAGUGGUGUACAUCGGCGUCAAGCCCGUGAGUAAGGCCGCCCCGUUGGUCUUGCUUUGCGUCAUCCUCUCCAUCAUCUCCAUCUACGUCGGCAUCGGUCUCAACUGGAACGGUUCCGAUAAGCUGUGGAUGUGUUUGCUGGGCAAUCGAUUACUAUCUCAAGAACAUUCUGGCAAUUGUACGAAAGAGGAAGGAUCGGCAUUAUGGAACCUCUACUGCAAAUAUCAAGACGAAUUGGUUGAAGGUGUCACAACUCUCGGUGCAAAUCUGACCAGCAGGGUAGUGAAAUGCGAUCCUUAUUUCCUUUCGCACAACACCUCGCUCGUUCCAGGCAUCCGUGGAUUGGCCAGCGGCGUUUUCAUUGAAAACCUUGGGGCUUGGCAUUUGUCAGACGGGCAGGUAGUGGCAAGAACCAUGAACCCAGUGGACAUUGAGACCCUGGACCAGCCAACUUACAAUCAGGUGUUAGCUGAUAUUUCCACAUCGUUCACCUUAUUGGUUGGCAUUUACUUCCCUAGCGUCACCGGUAUCAUGGCCGGCUGCAACCGUUCGGGCGACUUGGCCGAUGCUCAACGCUCUAUCCCCAUCGGAACUAUUUGCGCCAUUUUGACAACCAGUUUCGUUUACAUCAGCGCCGUCUUCCUGUUUGGUGCCUCGUUCGACGGACUCCUCAUGAGAGACAAGUUUGGAACAAGUGUGGGAGGCAGUUUAGUGGUCGCCAAUUUAGCGUGGCCCAAUGAAUGGGUCAUUCUGAUCGGCAGUUUUAUGGCCACGACGGGUGCUGGCCUGCAAAGUCUUAUUUCAGCACCUCGGCUCCUUUAUGCCAUUUCCAAAGAUAAUUUAGUGCCCAUGCUUAACCCAUUCUCAGUCCUAUCGGCUUCUGGGGAACCCACUCGGGCCCUCAUGCUCACUCUGGCCAUUUGCCAGUUUGGAGUCCUACUGGGCAACGUCGACAUCCUCGCCCCGCUGCUCUCCAUGUUCUUCUUGAUGCUCUACGGAUUCAUCAAUUUAGCCUGUGCCCUGCAGACACUUUUGCGAACGCCCAAUUGGCGACCCCGAUUCAAAUACUAUCAUUGGUCGUUGUCUUUUAUCGGAGCGUCGCUGUGCGUGGCCGUCAUGUUCAUGUCCAGUUGGCUCUAUGCUCUCAUCGCCAUUGCCCUGGCCACCAUCAUCUACAAGUACAUCGAAUAUCGCGGUGCCGAGAAGGAGUGGGGAGACGGGAUAAGCGGCCUGGCCCUGAGUGCCGCCCGCUUUAGUUUACUUCGGCUCGAAGAGGGUCCGCCCCACAUCAAAAAUUGGCGUCCACAGAUCCUGACCCUAUGCAAAAUGAAUGCCUAUCACACACCGAAACAACGCAAACUGUUGGCUCUCGCUUCGCAGUUGAAAGCUGGCAAGGGAUUGGCUGUCGCCUCUUCCAUCCUCCAAGGUGACGUCGCUUUGUGCGCUGAAGAAGCAGUCACUGCCAAACAAAAUUUGCGCAAAGCCAUGGAUGAUGAGAAAGUGAAAGGAUUCGCCAACGUACUCGUUGCCAAGGAUGUUGGCCAAGGCAUCGUUCAUCUGAUCCAGACGACCGGCCUCGGUGGAUUAAAACCCAACACGGUGAUCUUUGGCUGGCCAAACGAGUGGCGACAGAGUAUGGAGGAGGAUCGAUCGUGGCGCGUCUUUGUCGACGCCAUUCACGCCACGGCGGCCAACAAGAUGGCGCUGGUGGUGCCCAAAGGAAUCGCUUCCUUCCCGGAGUCCAACGAGAAGAUAUACGGGCAUAUCGACGUUUGGUGGGUCGUUCAUGAUGGUGGUUUGCUGAUGUUGCUGCCCUUCUUAUUACGUCAGCAUCGCACGUGGCGUCACUGCAAGAUGCGUCUCUUCACGGUCGCCCAGCUAGAAGAUAAUUCCAUUCAAAUGAAGAAAGAUCUAAAGACAUCGCUUUACAAUCUGCGUAUCGACGCUGAAGUUGAAGUUGUCGAAAUGAUGGAUAGCGACAUCUCGGCUUAUACUUACGAACGGACUCUGGUGAUGGAACAGCGCAAUCAAAUGCUGAAGGAGAUGCAACUCAACAAGCGAGAGUCAUCUGGCGUGAGUGCAGAGGUCGGUGAGGUACAAGCCGUAGUGGAUCAGCAUCGGCACAAUGUCAAGGUUCGAUUCCAAGAUGAAACAGCUGUACAACAUCAACCUGAAGCGGAAAGUGUAAAGGAAGUUAAAGUGGAACAGUCAGCUGAAUCAGCCGCAGCAGUGACUCCAUCUGGCGAUGCUUUACCUGCCAGUGAUAAUUCUGCCCAGAAAAAUGCUGUCGUUAUCCCAACCGUUUCGGUUGAAGCUCCACCACCAAGUCCAACGUCUUCCGAACGUGUUGAACAGCAACGUCCCACUCCCGUUGCUAAGAGCAAGAAGGAGACUCUGCAGGAGCCGGAUGCGGACAACGUCCGACGGAUGCACACGGCCGUCAAGCUCAAUGAAGUCAUUGUCCAGCGGUCGCACGAUGCUCAACUGGUCGUGCUCAAUUUGCCAUCGCCGCCCAAGCAAACCCGCCAAUCAGGAGGCUCGAACUACAUGGAGUUUUUAGAAGUGUUAACAGAGGGUCUAGACCGAGUCCUCAUGGUAAAAGGAUGCGGGCGUGAAGUUGUUACUAUCUAUUCUUAGAAUCGCAGAAGCAUCGAGGAGAGCGUGCUCCAACACAAAGCGUCAAGUGCUAGACAGAUCUGUGUUCUCAGUGGAAACAAAUGGAUCGAACGAAUGCACUUUGACAUGUCGCUUACUCAUGCCUCAUCUCCAUUUCUCCGCAAUUCUCACCAUUGUUUGGCGAAUUCACGAUCGACUUUGCCGGGUUCUUUUUUGGUUUGUGGAUUUUUUUAAGCCGGGGGGGUUCUUUCACUAUCGUGAAAUCUUACGUUCCAAGGUUUCGUUCUCAUCGUCAGUACUGACGUUCACUAUUUAUUUAUUUAUCCAAUUUUGUGUGUUUGCGUGAAUGCGUGUGCGGCAUUGUUUUCGAUGAUCCUUUUUUUUAUGUCCAUUGCUAAUUCAUUUGCCAAUUGCGCAUUCUCGGGCAUAGGGUUUUUUGGGGAUUAUUAUUGGACACUGGUUGCUUUUUGUCCACCGGUAUUUGUUACGGUGAAUAAUUUGUUUUCAUUUUUUUUUUAUAUCGACAUUGCUAGGGUCAUUAACUCUCUACGUCGUUAGUCAGACUUCUACUAAUGGUCUAUUGUUAUAAGAAUUUUCGUGGAAAUCAUUUCCAUUUGGGCAAAAAGAAAAUUCAUGUUUCAUUUCGUUACUUUUUCAUAUGAAAAAUAGGUUGAUCGUUCCGAAACUGUAAAGGCAUAACAGGAUGAAAACACUUCAUCGAAUUGAUUCUUCUACAUUAGGAAGCAAAACCAAUCCAAAUGUCAGAGUUAGGCAAAAAUGCUGAAAUUAUCGUGUCGUUAAA
Molecule: messenger RNA, 4534 nt
Organism: Daphnia carinata
Lineage: Eukaryota; Metazoa; Arthropoda; Branchiopoda; Diplostraca; Daphniidae
Gene: kcc
Product: solute carrier family 12 member 4-like
Exons: 19
Coding region: 379-3753 (1124 amino acids)
Biological process (GO): chloride transmembrane transport; potassium ion import across plasma membrane; cell volume homeostasis
Cellular component (GO): membrane
Molecular function (GO): potassium:chloride symporter activity
Source: RefSeq, a predicted model, not a curated record